This is a messenger RNA of Biomphalaria glabrata, 2061 nucleotides long. Its product is annotated as elongation factor Tu, mitochondrial-like. Gene Ontology annotation, molecular function: GTP binding; translation elongation factor activity; GTPase activity. The coding region runs from base 19 to 1452 and encodes 477 amino acids. The record is from RefSeq and is a predicted model, not a curated record. Gene Ontology annotation, biological process: mitochondrial translational elongation. The transcript has 2 exons. Gene Ontology annotation, cellular component: mitochondrion. NCBI's taxonomy places the organism in Eukaryota, Metazoa, Mollusca, Gastropoda, Planorbidae.
UCUGGUCACAGGAAACACAUGCUAUCAAACAUGGCUGUUUACUUAGUUCGACCUUUCUUUGGAAUUGCUGCUAAUUCUUCGUGUAAUUCAUUUAAAAGUCCUUUACUUUUCAAAGCAGCAAAGCAUGUAUUUGACGUCCCUUGUCAAAGUUUUACUUUGUGUAGUCGACUUCUAGCUGCUCCCGCUACUGGUAAAAAAGUUUUUGUCAGAGAUAAACCACAUCUUAACAUCGGGACAAUAGGUCAUGUUGAUCACGGCAAAACAACGCUUACUGCAGCUAUCACUAAGGUAUUGGCAAGUGAAAACAAGGCAUCAUUCAAAGCGUAUUCAGACAUUGACAAUGCUCCAGAAGAGAGAAAAAGAGGAAUUACAAUCAAUGCUGCAACAGUAGAAUAUGAAACGGACACAAGGCACUAUGGCCAUGUUGAUUGUCCUGGGCAUGCUGAUUACAUCAAGAACAUGAUUACAGGUACAACACAAAUGGAUGGUGCUAUUCUUGUUGUUGCUGCUACUGAUGGUACAAUGCCUCAGACAAGGGAACAUCUCCUUCUUUCUAAGCAAAUUGGUAUCAAAAGAUUGGUUAUUUUCAUUAACAAAGCAGAUGCAGCUGACAAAGAAAUGCAAGAGUUGGUAGAAAUGGAGAUAAGAGAACUAUUGACAGAGUUUGGAUAUGAUGGUAAUGCAACACCAAUAAUAACUGGGUCUGCUUUAAAAGCACUAGAAGGUGCAGACCCAGAGCUUGGUGAAAAGAAGAUCAAAGAGCUUUUGCAGGCUAUUGAUACACACAUUGAAACACCUGUUAGAGAUUUAGAUAAACCAUUUUUUAUGCCAAUUGAUGGAACCUUUAGUAUUCCAGGAAGAGGAACUGUUGUGUCUGGAAGGAUAGAGAGAGGAGUGGUGAAAAAAGGUGAUGAAUGUGAAAUCAUGGGAUAUGAUAAAAAAUGGAAAACAAGUAUUACAGGCAUAGAAAUGUUCAAAAAAAGUUUAGAUAGAGGAGAAGCUGGUGAUCAAUUAGGAGCUCUAAUUAGGAAUAUAAAAAGAGAAGAGAUGAGACGAGGACUCUGUAUGGGUAAACCUGGAACAAUGACUAUGCACAACCGAUUUGAAGCUCAGGUUUACAUGCUAUCAAAGGAUGAAGGUGGAAAAAACAGACCGGUUACACCAUUUUGUCAAGUGAUAGCUUUCUGUAAUACCUGGUCUCAGCCUGCUUUAAUUGAAAUUCCUGAUAAAGAUUUACUGAUGCCUGGUGAAGAUGGAAAAGUAAUUUGUAACAUGUACAAGAAAAUGGUUCUUGAAAAGAAUCAACGUUUUACCAUAAGAGACGGCAGUGUCACACUUGGGUAUGGUGUGAUAAGUAAUGUGUUGGCUGACAGAGACCCUGAAGAGUUAGAAAAAACCAGAAAAACCAUAAAGAAACAGAAAAAGAUUGCAGAAGAACAAAGUAAUGCUUAGUGUAAUUGAAAAAGAAACAACCAUCAAAUGUAUUUUUUAUUACUGAUAUAUAAUUGUUAGUUGUUUGUACUUCAUUAUUAUUUUUUUAUUAUAAUUAAUUCUGAAAGUAACAAAAAAAGUGGCUAAAAUUAAAUAGAUAGGAUAGGAUGGUCAGCGGCUCAUUUUUUUAAAAAUUAUGUUACUUUUCUGAUGCUGAAGAUCUGUUGAGUAGAUGUGCAUAAUAUAAAUAACUUGUUUAGUAAAUGUUUACGGUACUUAGUAUAUUUGUUCAUUCAACCCUUUUAUGUAAGGUAAUUUUUCUAAAAAAGUAAAACAUCUAUCUGCUAAUUUAAUAAUUUAUCUUUAGUGUCAUUUGUCAGUACGUUCAAUAUUUUUUGCUGUUGGGCUGAUGAUUUAUUUAAUUUUUUGUGCUUGUUCGCAAACAAAAAUCAUGAUAAAUCUAUAUCAUCAUCCUUAUUUGUACAAAGUAUUUGCCUAUCUAAUGUUAUUGAAUAUUUCUGCACUGGUUAUGAUAGAUUGAUUAAACUGUGAAUGUAUGACUUGACAUUUUUCCAUUUCAUUAUUCUAUAGCAUUCUUACAGUGAUUAAUUAAAUAAGUCAUUAUUCUAA